AUGUCGACUCCGACUCGUCGAUACAUUGCCAGCCCAUUAGCAAAGAAGUUCCCGGGGCCCGACACCAAAAUCAAGUAUUUUUUCCCCGACCCAAGCAUCCAGUUUGUGGUCGGCACUCUCGUUACGAGUCCUUUGUUCAUCCUCGCGACAUUGAUCAUCAUUGGGACCAUCUCAGAGGCAGAUGCACAUCUGGCGCCUUGCAGAGAUAGCAUGAAUCUCCCACUUCACCUGGCCGCCAUCUACUCAAUGAUGGUAUGGCUACUCUGGCGCGUGGCCUCGGCGCUCAAUUUUGCGCCAGCUGUUCAUCUUGACCGAUUGGUGUACACCUCGCGCAUUGGAUGGACGCUGCAAUUCUGCGUGUGUUUUCCGUGGUUGUACACGCUGUGGAAGAUGCUCUACUUUUAUCUCUUUGUUUUCCUGCUGGAACAGGAAAGUGGCUUUGGGCGCGCACUCGUCAUCAUGUCAAAUAUCGGAGCUUUGGAUAUGGGUAUCUUCCGCUUGAACAUUGUUGGACCUUUCCUCAGGUCUGUCGUCUGGGUGCUUUUCGGAGCGGGCCUUAUGUACACCGUCUCUUUCAUAGCAUUUGCGCUGGUUGUUUGCUACCAAAAGGUCGCUGGAUAUGGCGAAAAACAUACUCACGCACCAUCACAAAACCCGUCACUUCCUGACAAGAACAAGAUCGAAAAAGUAUAG
Molecule: messenger RNA, 693 nt
Organism: Akanthomyces muscarius
Lineage: Eukaryota; Fungi; Ascomycota; Sordariomycetes; Hypocreales; Cordycipitaceae
Exons: 1
Coding region: 1-693 (230 amino acids)
Source: RefSeq, a predicted model, not a curated record